ACCCCCCCGCCCCCCCGCAGCAGCCCGCUCUCUGCAGAGGAAUAGUCACCGGUUCAGUCGGAGGAGGCGAGAGAGGAACUUUCCUUUAAGGCUGAGCGGGUUCCUCUGAGCAGCAGCAGACGGAGGGACGGAGGGACGGAGGCUGGUCGGAGAGUUUACAGAGGAGAAGAAGACAGAGAGGCCGGAGGAGGAGGAGAAGAAGAAGAAGAGGACAGACACUUUACGCGCAAGAGUUUCAAACGGGACACAGACGCGCCUUCAGGGACAGACACAGGUGGAUGCUGGGAAGCGGACCGGUUCGGAGGAGAUGUUCCCCCCCCUGGCUCAGUUCGGGGUGCUGUCGGCCCUGGCCACCGCGCUCACCUCGGUGCUGUCCGCGCUCCUGCUGCUGGCGCUGACCCGGCAGCUGUGGAGCCUCCGCUGGAGCCUGACCCGGGACAAAGAGAGCAGCCUGCCGCUGCCGAGGGGCUCCAUGGGCUGGCCGCUGGUCGGAGAGACCUUCCACUGGCUGUUCCAGGGCUCCAACUUCCACAUCUCACGCAGAGAGCGCCACGGCAACGUGUUCAAGACCCACCUCCUCGGGAAGCCCGUCAUCCGGGUGACGGGGGCAGAAAACAUCCGCAAGAUCCUGCUGGGGGAGCACAGCCUGGUUUGCACCCAGUGGCCCCAGAGCACCCGCAUCAUCCUGGGACCCAACACCCUGGUCAACUCCAUCGGGGACCUGCACAAGAGGAAGAGGAAGAUCCUGGCUAAAGUGUUUAGCCGUGGGGCGCUGGAGUCUUACCUGCCCCGGCUGCAGGAUGUCAUCAAGUCUGAAAUCGCCAAGUGGUGCUCGACGCCGGGCGCCGUGGACGUUUACAGCGCCGCCAGGUCGCUGACGUUCCGCAUCGCCGUCAGGGUUCUGCUGGGUCUGCAGCUGGAGGAGGAGCGCCUUGUUUACCUGGCGCAGAUCUUCGAGCAGCUGAUGAACAACCUGUUCUCGCUGCCCAUAGACGCCCCGCUCAGCGGCCUUCGCAAGGGAAUCAAAGCCAGAGAAAUCUUGCACGCCAACAUGGAGAAAAUCAUCGAGGAAAAGAUGGAGCGGCAGCAGGCGGAGGACGAGUAUCACGACGCCUUCGACUACAUGCUGUCCAGCGCCAAAGAGCACGGCCAGCAGCUCAGCAUCCAGGAGCUCAAGGAAACAGCAGUAGAGCUGAUCUUCGCCGCUCACUCCACCACAGCCAGCGCCUCCACGUCGCUGGUGCUGCAGCUCCUCCGUCACCCGGCGGUGGUGGAGCGGGCCAGGAUCGAGCUGGAGGCCGAGGGCCUGGCCUCCGAGUCCGGCAGCAGUUACAGCCCGUCUGCCGUCACCACGGAGAAGGAGGUGGACGCUGUCGUCACGGAGACGACCUGCCUGCUGAGCGAAGGGUGUCAGAAUCACAGCGACAAGGACGGGUUCCCGCCGUCCCAGUCUCACGUGCCGUACCUGAGCCUGGACAAGCUGAGUCAGCUCCGCUACGUCGACUGCGUGGUCAAAGAGGUGCUCCGUUUCCUGCCGCCGGUCUCCGGGGGUUACCGGACGGCGCUGCAGACGUUUGAAUUAGACGGUUACCAGAUCCCCAAAGGCUGGAGUGUCAUGUACAGCAUCCGGGACACCCAUGAGACGGCAGCGGUCUUCCAGAGUCCAGAGCUGUUCGAUCCGGAUCGGUUCGGUCCGGACCGGGAGGAGAGCAGGUCGGCCCGGUUCAGCUACGUGCCGUUCGGCGGCGGCGUGCGGAGCUGUGUCGGGAAAGAACUGGCACAGAUCAUCCUAAAGACUCUCACUGUGGAGCUGAUCGGGACUUGCAAAUGGACUCUGGCCACAGAGAACUUCCCCAAGAUGCAGACAGUGCCGAUUGUGCACCCGGUGAACGGGCUGCACGUGCACUUCACUUACAACCACCCGCUUUAGAUACAAGUUCAGACUUUCCAAAAACUCAAAGGGCGAUUUAACCUUCAAACCGCUCCUGGAAAAAACUCUCCACACCCAAAGGAGGAGACACAACCACCUUGUUGGUCCUGAUGGUGCUGCUCACGCCCACUUUCAUUUCCAUGGAGACGAAGAGGAGGUUUACUCUGUAAGUCUGGAGCACUUCAUCGUCUCUUCAGUGGUCUGGUCCAAACCUACGAAACCACUUUCUGUUGUCACACAAGUUCAUUUUUAACCACUUGGGUUUCUUCACCUGCAGCAAAAGUAAAUCUCAGUCGGCUGAUCCAUGCUGAAGUGCCCGCUGAACGGACUGCACACACACUCCAACUACACGUUACUGUUCAGAACCUUAGCUUCAUUUCCAUAACGAAUAAUGUCCGUAACCUUCAGCUACUUAACGUUCAGUUGUAGUCUGUAAAUGCACAUUAACUUAUUGAAAUACCAGUGUGCAUCAGUGAGAGUGAGCAAUCAGGACUUUUAAUGAGAAGCUGGAGAAGCCUGGUUUGACUUGCAUACAGUAAGUGCCUCAUGUCGCGGGACAAAAACCUCAAGCAACAAACUACAAAGUGGUUUUUCGAUGAUUAAAUCCACUCAUCUUUGGUGCUUCUGUCUUUUGUACCUCUAAGUAGCUCUGUAUGUGUGUUUACUCCGCUGAAUGAGCAAGCCAACUUUUAGGAUUCUCAGACGGCCUCUUUGAAAACCCACAAAAACUGCAACCGGGCAGAUUCUUCAGGGUCCCGGGACAGAGACGUGGGGAACUCACCUGCAGUGACUAUGCAGAAGCAGCCUGAUUUUCUACUGACAUCACAGGGUUUACACACUUUUAAACCGAUUCCUUCGUUCUCCAGUCCUCUGAGCAAGGCAUCUUUAGCUCCGUGGAAACGCUGAAGAAAAGAGUCUUAAAAAAAAUGUGACACUUCUCGUUAAAAAACUGACUAAGGCCAGAAAUGCAGUGACGAUAUCUGCAACGGAGAAAUGUUUGAACACGGCAACCCACGUCGGACACGGGAGCGACUCGGACUUAUCUCAGUCGUGACGUUUCGCAAUGAUCUCUGCUGCAAAAAAACUAAACAAAACACUUUCACUGAUGGAACUUGCACUUGAUUUUGACACAGAAAUCCCACAACCAGGAAGUACCCGAACAUCAAUGUCAAAACACAUUCUACUGUUUAAAUAUGACUGUGAUAUAUAUCCUUAACAGUGCUAUUAUGUGUGUAUCAAAUGAAGUAGCAUUAUGAAUAAGCUGUAUUUAAAAUGCAGAUGUAUCAUUUCUGUUGUACUUUUACUCUGUAACAAUAUUUGCUGUAAUCAUGAUUAGAUAGAGACACUAACCCGUAAUGUAAAGGACUGUCCAUAACACCUUGUUUCACUGCUAGAACAUAGAGAACCUUAGUUGUUUAGAGCAGCAUAAUAUUGAGAGUAAAGUUAUUAUUAUUGUUAUUAUUGGUCUUAAGUCUAGGACUGUUUGUGUGUUGGUCUUGAAGCCUAAUAGACGCGCUGUGAAAUCUGACGUACGGAUGGAAUUUGUAGAAGGAGAUAGCACUUUCUCCACUUUAAGGAGUCUGUAUAUAUUUGUCCUGUUUCGUUGAGUCUAUCUGAUGUAGCUGCUGUACAGAUGAUGUAAAGAGUAAAUUAGAAGAUGGUGAA
Molecule: messenger RNA, 3595 nt
Organism: Seriola aureovittata
Lineage: Eukaryota; Metazoa; Chordata; Actinopteri; Carangiformes; Carangidae
Gene: cyp26c1
Product: cytochrome P450 26C1
Exons: 7
Coding region: 308-1930 (540 amino acids)
Biological process (GO): sterol metabolic process
Molecular function (GO): iron ion binding; monooxygenase activity; oxidoreductase activity, acting on paired donors, with incorporation or reduction of molecular oxygen
Source: RefSeq, a predicted model, not a curated record